This is a messenger RNA of Phaeoacremonium minimum UCRPA7, 1539 nucleotides long. RefSeq names its product putative protein phosphatase 2c domain containing protein. Gene Ontology annotation, biological process: protein dephosphorylation. The record is from RefSeq and is a predicted model, not a curated record. NCBI's taxonomy places the organism in Eukaryota, Fungi, Ascomycota, Sordariomycetes, Togniniales, Togniniaceae. The transcript has a single exon. Gene Ontology annotation, molecular function: cation binding; protein serine/threonine phosphatase activity. Bases 1 to 1539 code for a protein of 512 amino acids.
AUGCCCUCCCGCGACCUGACUGUCGUCCGCAUCCCUCUGCGCAGCGCCAAACAUCACUUCGGUGCGUUCAGCGGCCGCGGUACACGCGUGUACAAUGAGGACACAAACCAGGCGGGGACGAUUGACAUCCCCGCCUUUGCCAAGCGGGCACCGAUGAGUCUGGUCCGCAGCAAGAAGGACUCUCGGGAAGCAACUACGGCAGACAGCUCUUUUGGUGACCCGCAGAUAUUCUACUUUGGAGUGUUCGACGGACAUGGUGGCAGUGAGUGCAGCGAGUUCCUGAGGGAGGAGCUUCAUGCGUAUAUCGAGGAGGCCGCCGAGAAGUUUGAGCUUGGCAGCAGUUUGCGGAAGAAGCCAAAGUCAAAGCCGGCAAGUGCACUACAGCCUGGCAAGGUUGAAUCGCCAGAUGUUUUAGUUGACUCGUCGGAGGCAAAGCAUGAAGCCCUUGAGCAAGUCGAUUUGAAGAGUGGCGAUCAGGUCAAGGAGGAGCUGAACCUCCCAGAGACGAGCAACGGCGGUAUCGUUGGGCAAGCGGCCCGGGAACCGCGUUUGGAGAGUGCGGAACCGGCACCUGUUCAGUCAGACGUCCCCAAGGCUGCUGAUCUUGAGCGCGACCUAGUCACCGAAUAUAGGAACACCAUUGGAGGCUACUUCCGCCGCUUCAAGCCGCCGUAUUUCCACUUGGAUACAGAUCCCGAGGCUCCGAAUCCGAGACCCCCAGUGACCAUCGAGUCGGUUCUAAGCUAUGCAUUUCUCCGUGCCGAUUUAGAUUUCGUCACUGCACAAGCCCGCAAGCCAGAUCCGGAUGAUCCCUAUGUGUCCGACAAUCCACUGAAUACGGACGAGAUCCUGGGCGCUCCGCAUCACCAUCGGUCUGUGCAAGGCAUUGGAGGAUCUGCACGUUUCAAGGGCGGCUCAACGGCUUCGAUCAUACUCAUCUCGACGCCGACACCCGCGCCGUUCUGGCAUCCAGCAGCGCACAGCACGAUCGUGGUGGCACACGUCGGUGACACCCGCGUCCUGCUGUGCGAGACGGCCACGGGUCUCGCCAUGCCCUUGACCUCGGACCACCACCCCUCCUCGCCUCAGGAGUCGCGGCGCCUGACGCGCUACGCUGAGAGCCUGGUGACGGACUCGUUUGGCGAGGAGCGCAUCAGCGGGCUGGCCAACAGCCGCGCGUUCGGCGACGUGCAGAGCAAGCGCAUCGGCGUGUCCGCGGAGCCGGAGAUCACGCGCGUCGACCUCGGCCCCGCGCAGUACAGCUUCGUCGUGCUCAUGAGCGACGGCGUGUCCGGCACGCUGAGCGACCAGGAGAUUGUCGACGUCAUCAAGGAGGCGCGCACGCCCGAGGAAGGCGCCCGCGCCGUGGUCGAGUAUGCCACGGAGAUCUCCUCCGAGGGCGACAAUGCCACCUGUCUUGUGGUGCGGCUUGGGGGCUGGGAGAGACGCAGCGAGGGCGGCCUGGGUAGCUUGGGGACGAAAGAGAUCCGGGAUAUCAGGAGGGCGGAGGCGCUCGAUCCGCGGAGAGGGAGGAGGUGA